Messenger RNA from Syngnathoides biaculeatus (alligator pipefish), 2680 nucleotides. RefSeq names its product MOB kinase activator 2a (gene mob2a). Gene Ontology annotation, biological process: positive regulation of protein phosphorylation; signal transduction. Bases 588 to 1298 code for a protein of 236 amino acids. Gene Ontology annotation, molecular function: protein kinase activator activity. NCBI's taxonomy places the organism in Eukaryota, Metazoa, Chordata, Actinopteri, Syngnathiformes, Syngnathidae. Gene Ontology annotation, cellular component: cytoplasm; nucleus. The transcript is spliced from 5 exons. The record is from RefSeq and is a predicted model, not a curated record.
CCUCAGCCUUGCACAGACGCGCGCACAGGAGCGACAGAGUCGGAGUGGCUGAGAGGCUCAGCUCGGCUCGGCUCGGCUCGCUCUGUGUUUACUUCCGGACAUCGACGUGAGUGGCUCAUCACAGGAAAGGAGCAGCGGCAGCCUCACUGGACCUUCAAGCUGUCAGCUAGCGCAGCGGCACUCAUACGAGCUUUCAUGACAAGAAGUCACAGGGUUUGGGCAGCAGCAUCCCGACUGUCUUUCCUCGUUUCAUCGUUCCGGAUCCCCUCCUCGCAUCACACCCGCUCUGCUUACCGGCUCCAAGUUGCUCAAUACUUCCAGGCUGUCUCGCUGAGCAGCUGCCUGUGAGAGUGCCUUUUCAAGGAGCGCAACAAGGACGAUCAGUCGGAGCCUCCGCGCCGUUUUCUGUCUUGGGGGACCGGGGGGAGAGUCAAGCGACCCCCGGAGAGAGAGAGCGCGCGACGGGACUUGGCGGUGCAAGGCAAGCCGGGCAGCAAGGCAGUCGGCCGGAUAAAGGGGGGUCGCCUCCGACUCCUGGUGUUAUCCCCUGCUAGCUAGCCUUAGCUACGCUAGCUCCACACAGCACCAUGGAUUGGUUAAUGGGGAAGUCAAAGACAAAACCAAAUGGAAAAAAGCCUCCAGCAGAAGAGAAGAAGCAAUACCUAGAACCGGAGUUCACAAAGAUCCGAGUGGUGGAUUUUGACCUCAAGGAACUUGUGGUGCUGCCCCGAGAGAUAGAUCUCUAUGAAUGGCUAGCCAGCAACACAACUACAUUCUUCAAUCUUAUCAACUUACAAUACAGCACCAUCUCAGAGUUCUGCACUGGGGACAGCUGUCAAGCUAUGACUGCAUGCAACACAAUAUACUACUGGCAGGAUGAGAAGGGGAAGAAGACAAAGUGCACUGCGCCACAAUAUGUUGACUUUGUUAUGAGUCUUUGUCAGAAACUGGUCACAGAUGAGGAAACCUUUCCUACAAAAUACGGAAAAGAAUUCCCCAACUCCUUUGACACAUUGGUGAAGAAGAUCUGCCGGUACCUGUUCCACGUGCUGGCUCACCUCUACUGGGCGCACUUUAAAGAGACGGUGGCACUGGACCUGCAGGGCCACUUGAACACUCUCUAUGCACAUUUCAUCGUUUUUGUAAGGGAAUUCAAUUUGGUUGACCCAAAGGAGACCUGCAUCAUGGACGACCUGUCCGAAAUCCUGUGCACCCCGGCGCCAUUGGCUGCGCCGGCACCCUCCUCCCCGACCUCGUCGCCCUCCCCUUCCUCACAAAACCACGUGACAGAGAGAUGAGCAGAGCCCCUGCUGAGGUGCCGGCCCUCCCGGCAUUGAUCGAGGAUAAGAUGGAGGAAAGACGGCCUUGCCGCCUUCCACGGUGUGUCAGCGGGAAUUUAGAGACCUUCCACUACUCUUGUGCAUUUCGCUGCAGCACCAACCAACCAGUCGGACAGACAACGGGGGAGGGGGAGAUUGGCUAGGUUUACGGGGUGGGUGUUAGUGAGGAGUUUAGAACGCCAGCAGGAAUUGGCGUGAACAUUCCUCGCAGGGAUCAAAAGAAAACAAAAACAUCCCUCCCAUCUUCUCUGCCAUUUAAACCAGGAGAACAAAACUAAGGCUGUUUAAUUUUUAUUUCAUUUCACUUUUGUUUUUGUUGGUGAGUUAUUUGAUUCUUUUUGUUUGGUUGGGUUAAAGGUGUGCGUGUCGGGGCCCUCUUCUUUAUCCUCUCACAUCCUGUACACAAUUGGGCUGUACAGUACUUUGCUUGGACCUGCUAUUGUGCAGCGAGAGACAUCUCUGCUGGCCUCCUCCAAUUGCCAUGUUGGUCCUGAGAGUGGCACGACUGGUAGUAAUAACCAAUCCGUGGGUUGGGUUGUUUAUGUGGGGGGUUGAUUGAAGGCGCCAACUACUCAGGACCUGAGAGAAAAUGUCACUUCUGCCAGAGAAGCUUUUUUUUUUCUUCUUCUUUUUAAACCUUUAGUUUAUAAACUCCACAUGACCUACCAUUGAUGGCGUCACCCCAACAAACAUGUUGUGGCGCCUACUUACCUCUAGAGGGCAGCAAAGAUGAAAAUGCAGAAACAUGGUAGAAAAUAUAAAGAUUGUAUAUUAGAUAUUUAAUCUGAUCAAAGAACUGGUGAUAUUUUAACAGACUGGUGAGUGAACUGCAGUGGUUUGUUGGUGUUCAGUGCAGCAAGCCUCCCCCUCCCCUCCCAACUUCCAUCCACCCACCCCAGCAACACAGAUGGACAAAAAUGUGAUGUCAAGUCUGCUGUCCGAUAGAAGCCAAGAUGGAGAUAAAAGUGAGGAGGGGGGAAUGCGGCGCAUGCUGGCGGCGAGCUGCAAAUGUGUUCUUCUCAAUUUGUUUAGUUUUUGCGGCCCUUUUUUUAAAUUUGCUUUUAAAAAGAGUAUGAAAGGAAAUUAGUUUGGGAAUAAUGCCAAUAAUUAUUACACAUAAAAAGAAACCAUCUGCUGGGACUUUUGUCCAGACAGCCUCAAUAUCGAAGAGGAUUAAGUUUAUAUUUGUCCCUUUUAUAAUUUAUUUCUUUUUUCUUUGUUGCAGGGUUCUUCAGUUCUGUUUCUUGUUUUUAUGUAUUUUAAUUAUUAACUAAGUUAAAAGCAAUUUAAUAUUUCGAGCUCUGCUGAUUAUAAUCUAAUAAAAGAAAAAUGCCAUUCUA